This is a messenger RNA of Striga hermonthica, 1380 nucleotides long. The record is from the annotation of a GenBank genome assembly. Lineage: Eukaryota; Viridiplantae; Streptophyta; Magnoliopsida; Lamiales; Orobanchaceae.
AUGAGUCUCAAUUUUCACGCUUUCGCCGGCAAUCCGACGAGAUCAAGGACCCCGAGGCCGACCGACACCCUCUCCCCACAAUCCGCGCUCGAAAACCUCCGGGCCUUGCUAUCGGGCCCGAGCAACGGGCCCGUUUCCCCCGAUUUCAGGGUUUUGCCCUUCAGAAAGGGCAGGCCGCUGGCCGGGUGCGAGGAGGACGGGCCCACGUGGCGUCUCGGCUGGCUGAGCCUGUGGGAGUGCAAAAGGUAUCUGGAGGAUUCUGAAAUUGGGCUAAAGGAUGAUUCAAUGGUGUACUUGGGGUGUGAUUAUGGGGACGACGUCGUGUACUGGGGUGUUGACGUUUCGGAUGCCGGCGGGUUGGUUGGUCAGUUAGGAGCUCGGAGGUUUUGCUUCGUGGAGCUGAGGACUCUCAUGGUCGCCACUGAUUGGACCGAUGCUAAGGCCAUGGGGGAGCUCGCCGUUGCUGGCCAUGCCAGAGCUCUGCUAGAAUGGCAUGAUACGGCACGUUUUUGUGGGCAUUGUGGAUGCAAGUCCGUCUCUGUGGAAGCUGGGAAAAGGAGGCAGUGUUCGAACGAGCUGUGCAAAAAGAGGAUAUAUCCUCGUUUAGAUCCUGUUGUUAUUAUGUUAGUUAUUGAUAAAGAGAAUGACCGAGCACUAUUAAGUAAGCAAUCAAGAUUCGUGCCACGCAUGUGGAGCUGCCUUGCUGGCUUUAUUGAGCCAGGAGAAAGCUUAGAAGAAGCAGUCAGAAGAGAAACAUUGGAGGAGACAGGCAUUGAAGUUGGUGAGGUUGUCUAUCACAGUUCUCAGCCAUGGCCGGUGGGACCUAGCAGCAUGCCGUGUCAGCUAAUGGUAGGGUUCUUUGCAUAUGCAAAAACACUUGAUAUAAGUGUGGAUAAGGAUGAACUUGAAGAUGCUCAAUGGCAUAGUAGAGAGGAUGUGAAGAAAGCUCUCACAUUUGCCGAAUACCGCAAGGCACAGAAGACAGCGGCUGCUAAGGUGGAGCAAAUGUGCAGAGGGUUGGUGAAAGAACAAAGCCUGUCUUCAGAUUUCAAUGUGGAGAGUGGGGAACUUGCCCCCAUACGACCCGCCAAGAGGAAGAAAACUAGCUCGAAAAAAGAACCCAAAAACUCCGACGAUCGGCUAGCUGGACCCUCUGCCGAACCAGAUACCUUACCCGACCGGGCCGCCGCCAGAACAGAAACCGGAGCACCGCCCCCAACCCCCGCUGACCUAAAGCACCGCUCUCGGCCAAACACCAAACCAAGCUGCCUCUCCAACCCAAGACCCACCAAUAUUCAGCACAGGGCAGCAGAAGCAAACGGGAGGAAGAGGGCUCACCCUACCCCGGACAACUCACCGGAGAAGGCCGAAGUCAGCUGA